AUGUUAAUCCUACGGAAUCUUGUGGUAUUGGAUUUAAAAAGAAGUACUAUGCUAUACGCUAAUAAUUUCGAAAAUAUAAGAUGUAAAUUAAACAGCAAAAGAUGGUUUACUAUAUUGAAGAAUGAAAGAUUAGAUAGAUUGAAAAGAGAAAUUCGUUACAAGCCUAAUGAUAAUUUCUUAAUAUUACAGUUUUAUAAAGAAGCUAAUGUACAUAAUCCAAAUGAAGUUAUAAAACAUUAUGAAAGCACGAAUUAUGUGAAAAAUGAAAGUAUAAUAAAAGAGUAUAUAAAAGCAUUGGUGUAUACAAACAAACUGAAAUAUACCAAUCUUGAUAAUAUAAAACAUGAUAAUAAUGAUUAUAACUCUUACAGAAAAACAACGGAUGAAUCUAAUUAUAUAAAUGAAAGGAAUAAUGAACGUUCCAAUGUGUAUGAAACGAAUAAUUUAAAAGGUGAUUCAAGUUAUAAUAAUAAUAUAUCUCAAUCAGCAUAUAAAGAAGAUUAUGCAGAUAAAAAAAAAGGAGGUAUAUAUGCGGAUAUUUUUAAUUUGCAAAUAGAUCCAAAGAAGCCUUUAAAAGUAUCUGUAAUUGAUGGAAAUAAAAAAGGAUUAUGGAAUUUACUAAAAUCAACAGUUGGGUUCUUAAUUUUAGUAGCAGCAGCAAGCGUUUAUUUAGAAGGAGUAUCACAAAAUGUACAGAAGGGUAUAGGAGUAGUAAAUAAGAAAAUAAUUCCAGUAGAAAAUGUGAAGGUAACCUUUGCAGAUGUAAAAGGUUGUGAUGAAGUAAAACAAGAGCUUGAAGAAAUUAUUGAUUAUUUAAAAAAUUCAGAUAAAUUUACAAAAAUAGGUGCAAAAUUACCUAAAGGAAUACUAUUAUCAGGAGAACCAGGCACAGGAAAAACAUUAAUUGCUAGAGCCAUAGCAGGUGAAGCUAAUGUGCCUUUUCUUCAAGCAUCGGGUUCAGAAUUUGAAGAAAUGUUCGUUGGUGUAGGUGCAAGAAGAAUAAGAGAACUAUUUCAAUCUGCUAAAAAACAUGCUCCAUGUAUUGUCUUCAUUGAUGAAAUUGAUGCAGUAGGAUCAAAAAGAAGUAAUAGAGAUAAUAGUGCAGUCAGAAUGACACUAAAUCAAUUAUUAGUAGAAUUGGAUGGCUUUGAACAAAAUGAAGGUAUUGUUGUAAUAUGUGCUACUAAUUUUCCACAAAGUUUAGAUAAGGCAUUAGUUAGACCAGGAAGAUUAGAUAAGACUAUUGUAGUGCCAUUACCUGAUAUAAAAGGAAGAUAUGAAAUUUUAAAAAUGUAUAGUAGUAAAAUAGUUUUAUCAAAAGAUGUAGAUUUACAUGUUUUAUCUAGAAGAACAGUUGGUAUGACUGGUGCAGAUUUAAAUAAUAUUCUCAACAUAGCAGCUAUAAAAUGUUCUGUUGAAGGAAAAAAAGCAGUAGAUAUGAAUUCCAUUGAACAAGCUUUUGAUAGAGUUGUUGUAGGGUUACAGAGGAAAUCUCCUUUAAAUGAUGAAGAAAAAAAUAUUACUGCAUAUCAUGAAGGUGGUCAUACUUUAGUUAAUUUUUAUACCAAAGGUUCCGAUCCAGUUCAUAAGGCAACUAUUAUGCCAAGAGGAAUGUCCUUAGGUGUUACAUGGAAAAUACCAAUUGGUGAUAAAUACAGCCAAAAAAUCAAAGAUGUUCAAAGUGAAAUAGAUGUAUUAAUGGGUGGUUUAGUAUCUGAAGAAAUUGUAUUUGGAAAGAAUAAUGUGACUACAGGUUGUUCGAGCGAUUUGCAAAGGGCUACACAUAUAGCUCAAUCACUUGUUAUGAAUUAUGGAGUAGGUAUAAAUGAAGAAAACAUAUCCAUGUUUCUACAAGAUAAAAAAAAUAUCAGCGAAGAAAUGAAAAUAAAAAUUGAUAAAUCCAUUCAAAAAAUAUUAUUAGACUCUUAUAAUAGGGCAAAGAAAGUCUUAAAUCAGCACAUUGAUGAAUUACAUAGAGUUGCAUCAGCUUUAAUUGAAUACGAAACUUUAACAAGCGAUGAAAUUAAAUUAGCUAUGCAAGGAAAAUGUGAUCAAAUAAGGAAAAACAGAGAACUGAAACAGAAAGAGUUUAAUUUGAAGGACAACAGUAUUUCUUAA
Plasmodium malariae is the source of this 2118-nucleotide messenger RNA. Its product is annotated as ATP-dependent zinc metalloprotease FTSH, putative. The transcript has a single exon. Bases 1 to 2118 code for a protein of 705 amino acids. Gene Ontology annotation, molecular function: ATP binding; ATP-dependent peptidase activity; ATP hydrolysis activity. The record is from RefSeq and is a predicted model, not a curated record. NCBI's taxonomy places the organism in Eukaryota, Apicomplexa, Aconoidasida, Haemosporida, Plasmodiidae. Gene Ontology annotation, biological process: proteolysis. Gene Ontology annotation, cellular component: chloroplast thylakoid.